Messenger RNA from Equus caballus (horse), 930 nucleotides. The record is from RefSeq and is a predicted model, not a curated record. NCBI's taxonomy places the organism in Eukaryota, Metazoa, Chordata, Mammalia, Perissodactyla, Equidae.
AUGAAAAAUGUCAGUAUUAUUACUGAGUUUGUCCUUUUGGGAUUGUCCAGUGACCCCCACAUCCAGACCAUGCUCUUUGUGCUAUUUCUGGGGAUUUAUCUCCUGACUUUGACGGGGAACGUGGUGAUGAUCCUGGUGAUCUGGGCUGAUUCUCACCUCCACACACCCAUGUACUUCUUCCUUGGACACCUAUCAUUCUUGGAUCUCAGUUUCUCCUCAGUCACUGUGCCCAAGAUGCUACAGAACUUGUCGUCUCAGAAGAAAAGAAUCUCGCUGUGGGGCUGCAUUGCUCAGAGUUUCUUUUUCAUUCUCUCUGGGGUAACAGAAGCUUGUUUGCUCUCUGCCAUGGCCUAUGAUCGCUAUGCUGCCAUCUGCCACCCUCUGGUCUACACCAUGCUUAUAAACAGACCUCUCUGUACUGUGAUUGUGAGCAUAGCUUGGGCAGUGGGAUUUCUGAUUUCCUUGAUGAAUAAUCUCUUCAUCCACAAGUUACACUUCUGUGGGUCCAACAUCAUCCCCCAUUUCAUCUGUGAGCUACCUACACUCUUCCCUCUGUCCUGUACUGAUCCUACUGUCAACGAAAUUCUUGUAGCUGUGUCAUGUGCACUUCUGGGGCUGCUGACACUUCCCUUGAUCCUCUUCUGUUACUCCAGGAUAAUUUCUGCCAUCCUGAGCAUCCACUCCUCUGAGGGCCGAGGCAAAGCCUUCUCUACCUGCUCCUCCCACCUUACUGUGGUGCUCUUGUUCUACGGGACAGCUCUAUUCAGGUACAUCAGCCCCACCUCGGGCUCAGUGUUGGAGCAAGUGGUCUCCGUUCAGUAUGGUGUGAUCACGUCCUUGCUGAACCCCCUCAUCUACAGCCUCAAGAAUCAGGAAGUGAAGGCAGCUCUGAAGAGGAUGAUGAGGCAACAAAGGUGUGCCUUAGGUUAA